Drosophila elegans is the source of this 4356-nucleotide messenger RNA. It is a transcript of the gene SoYb, whose product is annotated as putative ATP-dependent RNA helicase SoYb. Lineage: Eukaryota; Metazoa; Arthropoda; Insecta; Diptera; Drosophilidae. Gene Ontology annotation, biological process: transposable element silencing; germ-line stem cell division. The record is from RefSeq and is a predicted model, not a curated record.
AUGUGCGACGGCAGUAAUUCCAGUCCCUCUUCAAGCAAAGCGAAGGACCAACUUGAUAUGGACCUAGGAGAAUCAAUUCUGAUAACUCAUUAUGUGAGUCCCCAGCAAUUUAGCUACGUUAAAUGCAAAGAUGUGCAGGACUCCGCCUCGUCCUUACGCCAAAUAGAGCGUGAUUUAGCGGAUUACUGCCCCAGUAAAUUGGCGAAGCAUAUCUUUCAUGAUUUUCAGCCAGUCAUUGUGCGCUACUUGCCUUGGAAUCCGCCCAAGCUCCUAAGGGGUGUGGUGCGUAGGCGGUUGGAGGCCGAUCAGUACCUGAUCUGGCUUCAGGAUUACGGAUUCACCUUAAGCUGCCCUGUUGAUGAACUGUGGCCUCUGCCUGAUCACUUAAGUCGCCGUUUCUGGGACAUCAAAUGGGGUGGCGUGGCGUUUAUCACCCCCCAAGAUGGCAGUGCCUGGUGCCAAUCAGCCAUUCAAACCUUUGACAAGCAGCUGGAGGAAGCUAUCCAGCUCACAUUUCAAGUCCUAUAUCGAAGUUCAACGAAUCGAGAUUUCGGCCAGCUUAUGAUUAGAUGCAACAGUCACAGUGACUCUUUUAAGGAUGCUGCAAAUUUUCUAAUAGAGCGGAAGCAUGCCCUCUACGAUGACAAGAAUUUGUUGAUGGUCAGCUCUUCCGCUGAUGAUUUUAGUUUGGAACUGGCCGAGAACAACUACUUGGGAUUCGAAGCACGGCCGCGUGUUAGAGGCAUUUUUGAAUUAGUGGCUGGCAGCCAAUCCUCUGAAAACUCCCUGAAACUUCAGCCAGUUGUGGUGCUAAAGCAAAAUUACACUGAUUUAUCUUUUGUCAAUUGUAAGACAUUGGAGAAAAAAGAGUCCUCAUUCGUUGCAUUAAAGGAAGCGAGACGGAAUCUGACCCGCCCGGAGACUCAGUACCAGAAGCUGGACGGGCUUCUUCAGAGUCGCAAUCCCUUACUCAUACCGGAAACUGGCAAGGUCCUGAGCAAAAUUCAAAGCAACCGCGACAGUUCCGUGGAGACUGCUCUCAAUAGCAGAAACAAACAAUAAUUAGCAAAAACUUCGCCUGCAUAUGCAAAUGGAAAUGGACCUGACCCAUCGAAUUCUCAAUCAGUAUCCUUCUGCAUGAAUAAAAUGGAACGCAUUUUUAAUGACAUGCUUGGCAAGAACAACGACAACAGAGUAAAAAAUUCUAUUUCCCCAACUUUGAUAAGAAAUUCGGGGAAGACACUUAAAUCCGUCGUAGGAAAUAAAGAUAUUAACAUGGCAAGAAAGGUGCUAGUCCACAGCCUCGUGUCAGUGGAUCCAGUCACAAGUUUGAAGGAGAUCCCUCUUUGCAAGGAGAUUCAGAUGGCCAUGAACGAUCUGAAUUUUCGCACACCAUUGGUGACGCAAGGCUAUGCCUGGCCGCAUCUCGUCCAGGGCGGAUCCCUCAUCCUGGUGGAUGGCUCGAGAGCAGGUCGCUCCUGGAGUUACUUACCCGUUCUUUGCUCCUCGGUGUUGCGUUCUAUGCAGGACACUCCACCCAACUGCUUGGAACGGAUUGCCUGUGGUCCCCUGACCAUCCUGGUUGUGGAUUCUGUAGACAAUGCCAACAAAUUGGCCUCCCAUUGCGACUUCUUGAUGAGGGACUACGACACCCAGCAGCUGAAAGUGGUCAAUACUCAUGCCCAUGGCAUGACUGAUGUACACUUGAUGCUGCUCAACUCGUGCGGCGUUUUAGUGACAACGCCGGCGCAUUUGUUAGAUAUAUUAAAUGUCGAUGGACUAACUCUACUGGAUCCGGUUAGGUUGCAGUACCUAAUCUUUGAUGACUUCGAUCGUAUGCGUCUGGGAAAUUCGCAGCUCCUUGACGAAGUGCUGCAGAAAAUAAACAGCAUGGGCUGUCAAACGAUGCAGUUGGUCGUUGUGGCUCAGCAAUGGAAUACUGAAAAAUUCAAAAAGCUCCUGAAGCGAGCAGUUAAACCACUGAUUCUUUUUGGAGACUUCUUCGCGGCUGCCAUAUAUGGGGGUCUAAAAUUGAAGUUCAUCCUGCGAAAUUCCGCCUUGAAGCAGCAGCAGCUCCUCGAUAUCCUGGCAAAACAAAAGCCCCCAAAGAAGCGUACACUGAUCUAUUGCAAAAAUCAGGAGUUGGAUGACCUGAAAAUUGUUCUGACCGAAGCAGGACAUACAUGUUUGGGCAUUUCAAAGGUAAUGCAUCAGGAACCACACGAAUUGUUGUUGAUCAGCGACAGCCAGCUCCAGGAACCGCUGCCAGCGAGAAACAUUGAGCUGCUCAUCCACUUCAGUCUUCCGGAGUCCUGGUCGAAGUUUGCCUUUCGAUUCCACACCAUGGCGGACAUCAUUCGAAAUGUUUUGAAGCCACCACUGGAAAACGUGCAGCCCUUGGUCAGCUACUUGAUGCUGGACGAGGGGAACUGCAGGGAGUGGCCUCGCACCAUGAAGUUCCUUGAGGAUCACGGCGUCGAUACGAAGGAGUUGAUGUCCCAAUUUAUGCGCACUAGCCAGCAGAAAUCGGUUGAUAGUCUUCCCUAUUGCCCGUACCUUCUGAGCAGCGGGGAGUGUAACCGGAGCUUAUGUGAUAAGCGUCACCACUACGUCAAAGCUGAUUUUCCGUAUCCUGGUAAUCCGCUGCAGCAAUCGGGGACCGUAAUCCGUUGCAAAUUACACAAAGCCUACAACGCAGCUCACAUGGCCGUCUUGCCCAUGAAGUACAAGUGCAAAGGUUCACCCAGUUGGAUGGAUGUGCCCUAUCCUUCGAAUCCAUCGACACUAGUGCUAAAAAUGAGCUUGAGAGUGCCCCAAAAGAUACAUACCCCAUAUAAUGUUAACGAUGUAUGUUUUGUGCUGUAUCACGGACACUUGCGGAGGGUAAGAAUCGUAGAUAUCCCCUCCACACGUCCAAUCACUGUCCAAUUUAUGGACCAUGGCACUGAACUAGUGCAGAUCAAGCCCAGUGAGUUGCUGGAGUGUCCGGAGAAGUUUAGGACCCAGCCUCCUCUGGCCAUGGAUAUUCGUUUGUCCGGAGUAGUGGCAGCUGGAGAGGAAAGCAAGUGGUCGUCCGACUCAAUUCGAUACGUUGAGGAAAGCUUUGGCCCCAUUGAUGGACAGGUAAUGCAGAUAACCGUAGACUUCGCCGUUCUGAAUGUGGUCUAUGUAAGGGAAAUCGCUUUAAUAGAAGAGUGCAGAACAAUGCAAACAAGUGUGUACAAAAUCUUUUUGCGCAAGGAGCUGAUUCGUCGAGGAUUCGCUAGGUUGGACAGCAAAGUCAUCGAUGUUCUGCGAACCAUGUCUGAGGAUCGGAAAGAAGAAAUCGAAAAGUUGAAUGCCAACAAAGAAAACAUUGGUUAUUUUAAUGUAAAUACCGAUUUGGAGAACCCUCAAAAGGAUCUCCCUUCUGCACCAAACAGCGAAGUGAAUAGUUUGAAUGGAGCAUGUCAAAAUGCGGAUAUUACUAUGCCCCUCCAGAAAAAAAUGAUGACAGCAAUUGACCAACAUAUAAAUGAUAAGGUGUCAGUCAAAAGAGAAGACGAAGAGAAAGAUUCUUUAGAACCUUUGGAGGAUGAUGAAAAAGCAGUUAAGGAAAAUCAUGCUCAGAUCGAUUCUUCGUUAGACAGUUCUACUGCAUUCUUAAACGUCCUGUCUAACGAGUUGAACACUAACAGCCCUUCGAAGAAACAGCAUACUCAAAAAUUCCUUUACAACAUUCUGAAUGAGCAAGAAAAUCAGGAAACCAUCCCGUUUAAAGAAUCCUGCGCAAAAGCGUUGAACAGGGAUAAAUUUGCUAAAGCAGGCCCUAAAGAUCCUUCAAUGAACCAAGUAUCGAAAUCCUUGCAGUGUGGCAUGAAAGCUGAAGGGUCAGUGUAUCCCAGGGUCAAAUGGCACCAGACCCACACAUAUAUCGAACUAAUAAUUGAACAGCUGACGUCAGACUAUAAUCUCAUUGUGCAGGGUAAUAUCUUAAAGUAUAGCGUGACAACCACUUCUCCUCCUCAGAGAUGCAUCCUGAAUCUUCUGGGCGAGGUUGCGAUUGAAACACAAAAACAACUAGGCUAUUACUUGCAUGUUAAGUUGACCAAGGUUGAUUUACUAGUCUACUGGCCAACACUUCUCAAUUCGCUCUACACUCAACAACAAUCCCAAUGGUUGAUCUUUGAUACGGAGAGGGCUCAAGGACCUCCACCAUCAGAGGGUCUGGGGUUGUGGGAAGGAAAUCUUAGUAAGAAGAUAAGCAAUGACAACUCCAAUCCAGACGAAGACGAAUUUAGUUCUUCUACGGAAGACAUCUCCGAGUCGGGAGUGGAAUACUGCGACUUGGACUCGGUCUUGUAUGAAGAUAUUUAG